Messenger RNA from Vicia villosa (hairy vetch), 1458 nucleotides. RefSeq lists its product as uncharacterized. The record is from RefSeq and is a predicted model, not a curated record. The coding region runs from base 1 to 1458 and encodes 485 amino acids. The transcript has a single exon. Lineage: Eukaryota; Viridiplantae; Streptophyta; Magnoliopsida; Fabales; Fabaceae.
AUGGCUGAUGAUGAUGUACACAUUCCCAAUGAUGAUGUACAAAUGGCUGAGGAGGAAGAGGAUGAUGUUGGAGUUCAAAAGAAUAAUGAUAAUGCUGUUGUUACUCCAGAUGUCAUUGACAACAAUGAAGAUGGACCAGAUGCUGAUGCAGGUAUAAAUGUUGUCAAUCUUGAUGAUUUGUCUGAUAGUGAUUUUGUGGCUAAUGUGAACCCUAGCAUAACAAAAAGCCUCAUGACAAGAAGAGGGAAGAAGGUUGUUGAUCAAAGUCCUCCCAAGAGGAAAGUUGUCCUUAAAAGCACCUCUGGCCCUAUCAAGAGGAAAGUUCCAAAGAGUACCUCAACUGGACCCAUCAGAAGUAAAGCUGUGUCCCAAAGUACCCCCACUGGACCUGCUAAGAGUAAGGUUGUGCCUAAGAGCACCUCUGUUGGCCCUACCAAAUCCUGGAGCAAGGUUGUUCCCAAGAAAAGGAAUGCUCAAGUUAUUGCAGAAUCAGAUUAUGAUGUUGCUAUGGAUGUUCAAGACACUCCAUUGAAGAAGAAACCAACCACUGGCAAGCUUGCUGCUACUGUUCCCGAGGUGACUAUUGAUAAUGUCUCUUUUCACUAUCCUUCUAGUGUCAACAGGUGGAAGUAUGUGUACCAGAAGAGGCUGGCCUUGGAGAGGGAGUUGGCUCAGAAUGCCCUUGAGUGUAAGGAGAUCAUGGACCUGAUUAAUGAAGCAGGGUUAAUGAAGACUGUAACUCAUUUCUCUAAGUGUUAUGAGAUUCUAGUGAAGGAGUUUAUUGUGAAUCUAUCAGAAGACUGUGCUGAUAGAAAGUCAAAAGAUUUUAGGAAAGUGUAUGUGUACGGAAAGUGUGUCACAUUCUCCUCAACUGUUAUAAACAACUAUCUGGGAAAAUCUGAUGAAACUCAACCUGAGUUGGAGGUGUCUGACAACAAAGUAUGUGAGGUCAUCACUGCUAAGCAGGUGAAAAGCUGGCCCCUAAAGGGAAAACUUUCUGCAAGCAAGCUCAGCAUAAAGUAUGCCAUGCUACACAAGAUUGGAGCUGUUAACUGGGUGCCCACAAACCACAAGUUAACUGUUGCCACUGUCCUGGGAAAGUUUAUAUAUGUAGUUGGAACCAAGAUAAGGUUUGAAUAUGGUACUUACAUCUUUGAUCAGACUAUGAAGCAUGCAGGCAGUUUUAGUGUGAAAGGUCCUAUUGCCUUCCCAUCGAUUAUAUCAGGUAUCAUUUUGAAUCAGUACCCUAACAUUUUAAAUGAAAAUGACUCUGUCUGCAAGAGAGAAAGUACCAUGUCCUUCAACUACAAGCUGUUUCAAGGAACCCAUGUUCUAGACAUGGUCAUGACUUCUGCUGAGACAUCCAAGGAAACCUCAAAGACAAGCAAAGCUGAAGUAAUAGCAAUGCUCAGAGAAAUUGAUGAUGAUAGCUCAAAUGGCUAUGAGUCUGAUGACUAG